CUCGUCUGGCCCAGCGGCGGAGGCGCGCACGCAGCCUCGCUGUGUAGCGCGCACGCUACGUGGUAACGGAAUCCAGUGCGAGGGGGGCUUUGGCCGGGCGGUUGUGGCCGACGUGAGAGAGAGAGAGCGAGAGAGAGAGCGAGUGAGGAGACGGAGCGGCACCGAGCCAGAGAUGAGCGGGAGAGCGGCGGGGGGGCCGGGCUGACAGGAGAAGGAGACCCCUCCCCGGCCCCACAGCAGGACCUCCCCCCCGAGCAGCAGCAGGCCGCGGCCUAGUCGGGGGAUGCCGCCGGGCCCGCGCUGAGGCAUGGAGGGCCACAUCUCGUGCCUGUUCCCCGAGCUCCUGGCCAUGAUCUUUAGCUACCUGGACGUGCGCGACAAGGGCCGGGCGGCGCAGGUGUGCGGGGCCUGGCGGGACGCGGCCUACCACAAGUCGGUGUGGCGGGGGACCGAGGCCAAGCUGCACCUCCGCCGCGCCAACCCGUCCCUCUUCCCCAGCCUGCAGGCCCGCGGCAUCCGCCGGGUGCAGAUCCUCAGCCUGCGCCGCUCCCUCAGCUACGUCAUCCAGGGCCUGCCGGACAUCGAGAGCCUGAACCUGAGCGGCUGCUACAACCUGACCGACAACGGCCUGGGCCACGCCUUCGUGCAGGAGGUGGCCUCCCUGCGGUGCCUCAACCUCAGCCUGUGCAAGCAGGUGACUGACAGCAGCCUGGGCCGCAUCGCCCAGUACCUCAAGCGGCUGGAGGUGCUGGAGCUAGGGGGCUGCUCCAACAUCACCAACACCGGCCUGCUGCUCAUCGCCUGGGGUCUCCACGGCCUCAAGAGCCUCAACCUGCGCAGCUGCCGACACGUAUCCGACGUCGGCAUCGGCCACCUGGCCGGCAUGACCCGCAGCGCCGCCGAGGGCUGCCUGAGCCUGGAGCAGCUCACCCUGCAGGACUGCCAGAAGCUGACCGACCUGGCCCUCAAGCACAUCUCCCGGGGCCUCCAGGGGCUGCGGGUGCUCAACCUCAGCUUCUGCGGGGGCAUCUCCGACGCCGGGCUCCUCCACCUGUCCCACAUGGCCGGCCUGCGGAACCUGAACCUGCGCAGCUGCGACAACAUCAGCGACACGGGCAUCAUGCACCUGGCCAUGGGCAGCCUGCGACUCUCCGGCCUGGACGUCUCCUUCUGCGAUAAGGUGGGCGACCAGAGCCUGGCCUACAUCGCCCAGGGCCUGUACGGACUCAAGUCGCUGUCGCUCUGCUCCUGCCACAUCAGCGACGACGGCAUCAACCGCAUGGUGCGCCAGAUGCACGGCCUGAGGACUCUGAACAUCGGCCAGUGCGUCCGCAUCACCGACAAGGGGCUGGAGCUGAUCGCCGAGCACCUCAGCCAGCUGACCGGCAUCGACCUGUACGGCUGCACCCGCAUCACCAAGAGGGGGCUGGAGAGGAUCACCCAGCUGCCCUGCCUCAAAGUGCUCAACCUGGGACUCUGGCAGAUGACGGAGAGCGAGAAGGUCAGGUGAGGGCCCGCCGCCCCGGUGACAGGACAGAGACUCUGAGGACUGACAUCUCGGUAUACUGCCUGCAGCGCCAUAGGAAAGCGGUGGCAGCACCAUGCCGGCAGUACGGGAAGGUACGGGGGUGCUGGUGCCGUUUCUCAACGAAUAUCGCAAGAGGUGAUAAUGAAAGUUGCUCCCUGACUUACGGUAUGGGUUAGCCACUGCCGGUACACCGCUCCCUAGCCGAGAGAUCGAUCAGAGCGGGGAGAGAGAUAAAGUAUCAACCAAUCAGCUCCUGUGAUCUCUGAAACAUGACAGAAGAAGCUGCUUGGUUGGUACUUUAUCUCUCGCCAAUCACCCCCUAGUUCUCAUAGUAAGGGGAUUUUAGAAAUCAGUAUUGGGGUCCCUACAGCGGAGUGCUGGCACUGAAGUGGUUAACCUAUGCCCCCCUACCCCCAAAAAAAGAAAUCAGGCCCUCCAGCAAGGGAAGGGUUAAUGGGAGCUGCACCGAUGACAUUUCUGAAAUCCUGUAUGUUUUGUUCAUUUCUUUUUUCCUGUUGUUUCUAUUUUGUAACUAGUUGAAGCUUUCCAGUAUGCAGAGUGUUGUACGCAUUCCCGGGGGGUGUACGGACCCCCCCCCCCCCUUCCAGUGUCACUUAUUACUCAUUCCUAAUGGCUGGCUACCUCGUUCUUACUUUUAUAUGCUCUGGAAAGUAGAAAUCCUGAUUUAUUUAUCCCCCCCCCCAUUAUUUCUUUUUUGUGUGCCUAGACUGGAAAAAUCUCCCCACCUUUACGGGUUCUUAUCAUGACGAUUCCUGUAUAUUUAGCACGCCGGCUCCCCCCCCUGUACUCCUGGCCCUCGUGGUAACGGCGGCAGUUACUGUCCGGGCAAACAGUGUUAUUAUUGUGCCCGUCCCUGCCUGGCAUUACCUAAUCUAACUCUUUGCCAGCCUUAGGCAAAGUACUGACGUUCCACCCAGCUGGCGAUUAGGUAAUGCUAAAUAAGUGUUUAAAACUAAACCUGAAAUGUUUGUUAUAUUCGCCCUUUAUUUUACACUCCGGACCGGUUUCCCGCGGCGCAAGCUUAUGAUCCCUGUAGUGCGACACUUAGCGCUCGGGCCGUAAUGUUGGGAGUCUCCUAUUACGUUCCCCACAUUUGAGUUUUAGAUUGGAAAUGCAGAAUUUGCAAACCUUUCUGAACGCGUGCUGCUGGGGGCUGCGCAAAGCCUAGAUCCUCGCUGUUGACGAUAGUCAAAAUUAUAUAUGCAAACAUCAGACUUUCCCCCUCCGAUCCUAAACCCCCAACACAUGAGUGCACCUUUUUUUGAGGCGUUUUGUAUAGUGGGAGCACAGUCCCCGGUCUGACCAGACCGUGGUUGACACCCCCCCCCCCCCCCCCUUCCCCAUCAUUCCCCGUUCUGUGGAUCACACAACUCAUUGCAGCCUGUUUAAGAUUUUUGAAAGAAGAAGAAAAAAAAUCACACCCGGACUUUUCUAUUAACGUUGAAAACAAAUCUCUGAACUUUGUCCCCCUUCCCAAAUCCCAGCAUCUCCCGGUUGGAUCUCACCUAGAAAUGUGCCGAAUUUCAUUGUACUGUCUGUGAAUUUGUAUAAAAGAAAGGAUCCUCUGAAAAACGCUUUAUAUUCUUACAGUAAAAAGGAUAAACGGAUAUUUAUAUAAUAAAAGAGGAAAUAUGAUGUAUGUUUUUGAGAAA
Pseudophryne corroboree (corroboree frog) is the source of this 3201-nucleotide messenger RNA. It is a transcript of the gene FBXL14, whose product is annotated as F-box and leucine rich repeat protein 14. Gene Ontology annotation, cellular component: cytoplasm. The transcript has a single exon. Gene Ontology annotation, molecular function: protein binding. The record is from RefSeq and is a predicted model, not a curated record. Lineage: Eukaryota; Metazoa; Chordata; Amphibia; Anura; Myobatrachidae. Bases 308 to 1510 code for a protein of 400 amino acids.